UAUUACAAUACCAAUACAUAAUCUUGAACCGCAGACAAAUGGGGAAAGAUAACAUUAGCUACCGUUAAGGUGAGUUGUGACACACAGGGCAUAUUAUCCUAAGAUCAACGCAGGGUUGUGAUUUUAUAGCAACCUUUGUACACGGCUUUUUAGGUUUUUGCGCCAAAUAUACAAGACAUAACAAGAAAGCAAGAUGGAACAUUCACUACUAUGUUUAACUUUUUUCGACCAUUGUAUGUAAACACACCGUCAUUACGAUCAAAACCUGGUAACAAAGAUGAUAUUAUAGUUGGUUAAUUAACUGGUGUAAAUUUUCCAAGAAAAUUUACACCAAUCAAAAGAUUUCCAAAAUCAAUUUUGCAAAUAUUUUUCAAUCCAAAUGUAAUAAUUAUCUCACUUUAGGACAUAACGAAUCGAAAAUAGACCAUACUCUCAAAAAAUUUUCUAUGGCUACUGAGAGCUGGAAACAAAGUUGAUAUUAAUGGUUUAACACCAUGGGAACUAUUUUGUAUGCUUGGAAUCCAGACCUUUAAACAAGACUUUUUUAACAGCGCACACUGUGCAUUGCUUUACCAUGAUCUCGUAGAAUUCACGGAAGAGAGUUUAUGUAAAAUAACACUUCGAAAAAACUCGUAACAGGUUUUCUUAUGAGUAUACUCGAAAUAUAAAAAAAUAUAGUAUAAACAAAGAAUUAAACAGAAAACUCUAAAGGUGGAAUGAUUGAUCAAGCAGAACGUUUACUGAUGUUAGUAAUGCUUCAUUGGUUUCAAAACAUCGCUUCUUUGUCAGGAGCCUCAUACGGUUUUCACGCUGAUUGGAUGGGCAAUCUAUCACUUCAACUGCAAAACAUUAAGCUUACUCACCUUGCCAUCCCUGGUUCUCAUGACUCCGGAUCAUACUCACUACAGCCUGAGCACAUCAAUCUAUUAGAUAAAGACAAGUUCACCAGAUAUUUUCAAAUGGCACUGAAUGGCUCUAAAAAGUCAUCUAUGGGAAACCUGAUUUAUCGUUGGAGUAAAACACAAGACUUGAACAUCACGAGCCAGCUCAAUCUUGGUGUACGAUAUUUAGAUCUGCGAAUUGCUGUCGAUGCUAGUAAAAAUUGUUACAUUGUACAUCGGCUGGUUGGUACAUCACUGGAUAGUAUAUUAACCCAAGUUAAACGGUUUCUUUUGAAACAUCCCAAAGAAAUUAUUUUAUUAGACUUUAACCAUGUCUAUUUUGAUCCAAGUAUAUCAAAACAAGCAGCUCAAGAUACCAUUAUGAAAAGCGUUGUCAUGACACUGGAUUCUCGUUUGUGUCCGUGUACUGCAACGAGUAGAUACACUCUCAAGGCAUUUUGGGAUCUUAAUUGUCAAAUAUUAGUAUUUUUUGCAGGAUUUGUAGAACGACGUGGUUACAAAGUUUGCCCAGAAGAUUUUAUAACUUCUCCAUUUCAAGAAAAUAUGUUUACUCAAAAAUCAACUUGGCUGCGUUUCUUAAAUACAAAUUAUAAACGAGAAAAACAUAAUGACGCAUUUUACGUCACUCAAGGGAUUAUGCAACCUCACUGGAUGGAAGUUGCCAUGGCUGGGAUUUCCGAGCAAGCGAGUUUAAAAAAUUGGGUUUCCGAUGAAGCAUCCAAUGAAAUGAUAAAAUGGCUAACAUCGAAACAAAAAAAUGAUUUAAAUAUUGUUAUUGUUGAUUUUGUUGAAAACCAUAAAUUCGUAGAAACAGUUUUAUCGCUAAAUAACAUGAAAACUAACUCAAAUGUUAUUCACGGAGCGAUGUCAUGGCUUAUUAAUGUCACAAGUGUCAUAUUAAUUUGGACAAUAAUUGACACUAUUAUCCUUGCAUUAUAAUCCUCGUUCCCAGAAAGUUUGCUGCCCGAUGUUAAAGCCGCUACCGCUUAAUUGACGGCUAAAGGCUAGUUUCCAUUUUACUGCAUUUUCCACAUUAGCAGAAAAAGCUAUGGAGCUAAACUCGUGAGCUUUUUGCGCUAUAGCAGAAACGCAGUAAGACAGGAACUAAACUUUACACGGCUUUAAUGUAAAGCAAGAACACCAAGGGACGAGAUUUUAAUAGUAAAAUUACUGCCUUAUUAAAUCUUGAAAGAUUGUUUCGACGUCAAA
This is a messenger RNA of Hydractinia symbiolongicarpus, 2111 nucleotides long. RefSeq names its product PI-PLC X domain-containing protein 3-like. The transcript is spliced from 4 exons. Lineage: Eukaryota; Metazoa; Cnidaria; Hydrozoa; Anthoathecata; Hydractiniidae. Gene Ontology annotation, molecular function: phosphoric diester hydrolase activity. The record is from RefSeq and is a predicted model, not a curated record. Bases 717 to 1841 code for a protein of 374 amino acids. Gene Ontology annotation, biological process: lipid metabolic process.